AAAUUUUCAGUAACUGGAUUGGUGAAGACAUCUGAAAUUUGGGACUCACGCUAUUAUCUUGUUUUAUGUUAUGUUUAAUAUUUUUCUAUAAUUUAAUGUAUGAGAGCCUAAUACCUGAAUGUAUUGGCAAUAUACAGUAUACCAAGGCUGUUUUAUUUGGCAGAGCGGUAAAUGACUUCUCAGUACAGUUAAAGAGAUGGAAGCUGUGAUGAGUCUUGAGCUACAGCUGGAUAAAGUUUCUCAAGAAAAAAGGGAAGAGGACUACUGAACUGUAUGUUUUUUGAGUCUAGGGGCUUAAGAAGAUGAAAUAGGGUGAAGAGAUUGAAUCAGAAAUCAGGAAUUCUGAGCAAGAGUCACCUUUAGUCGAUUAAUUUCAUGAAGUUGGAAAAGGAGGUGGGGGACACUAGGGAGACGGUCUUUGAUGAGUCCUGUAGUCCCACUAGCUGUCACAGAGUAAGUUCUCUUUAAGAAAACUGUAGGUAAUCAGAAGACCCCUCCCCUAGGCUCAGCCAGGUACUCAGUUAGGGUCCAGGUCCGACUGGAGGGCGGGGGGACGGAACUUGCGCACCGGUGUGCGUGUGCCCUCAGGGUCGGUGACGUCCCGCUACCGGGCACUUGUGAGGUAACAAAGGGAGACGCUGCGCGUCAAAGUCCAGAAUCUGGACGUGCCGGAUUGGCUCCAAGUAAAACACAGUCCUAUGAAACGUUCUUGUAGAAACUGUCAGCCACCGCCAGGCCCCACCUCUCCCGGAGCCGCGGACAUCUCACCGCCCCAAGAGGGAGCCCAGCCCACGACUUUGGCCGCUAGAAGCGCCCGCACGCACUAAAGCGCCUCCUACCGCGUGCCUCCGGAGCUUCUGAGAGGCGGGCCCGCGCCCACUGCGCAGGUGCAGGAAGCUGGCCCAGAGUUUGGAGCCAGGCCCUCGCAAUUACGUCUCUGCCUCCGCAGGCGCUGCGAGCAGUUUACUUUUGAACAGGGGCCCCGCGCUCUUUCCCAUUGGCGGAUGCUACGCAGUUGAAUGUUGCCAGGAGACUGCGCCUGCGCCCUGAGGCUCCGCGAGGCCCCGCCCCAUCUGGGCACCUGAAAUCCCUCAGGGCGGAGGAGGGCGGGGACGCAGAGCAUCUCGGGGACGCCUAGCCUGGAGGCCGUAGAGCUGUUUCUGCCUGUGGAGUAGCUCUGUCUCUUCCUCCCCGGGAAUACGAAUAAAAGAAUCUGAAAAAGUUGGAGAAGAUAAAGUAUAUUCAGUCGCUAAGCCAGAAGAUCAACAAAGUAGGAAAUGCACAAUUUUGAGGACGAGUUAACAUGUCCCAUUUGUUACAGUAUUUUUGAAGAUCCUCGUGUACUACCAUGCUCUCAUACGUUUUGUAGAAAUUGCUUGGAAAAUGUUCUUCAAGCAUCUGGGAACUUUUAUAUAUGGAGACCUUUACGAAUUCCACUCAAGUGCCCCAAUUGCAGAAGUAUUAUUGAAAUUGCUCCAAGUGGUAUUGAAUCUUUACCUGUUAAUUUUGCAUUAAGGGCUAUAAUUGAAAAGUACCAGCAAGAAGACCAUCCAGAUAUCGUUACCUGUCCUGAACAUUACAGACAACCAUUAAAUGUUUACUGUCUCCUAGAUAAAAAAUUAGUUUGUGGUCAUUGCCUUACCAUAGGUCAACAUCAUGGUCAUCCCAUAGAUGAUCUUCAGAGUGCCUAUCUGAAAGAAAAGGAUACACCUCAAAAACUGCUUGAACAGUUAACUGACACACACUGGACAGAUCUUACUCAUCUUAUUGAAAAGCUGGAAGAACAGAAAUCUCAUUCAGAGAAGAUGGUCCAAAGUGAUAAGGAAGUUGUCCUCCAUUAUUUUAAGGAGCUUAGUGAUACAUUAGAACAGAAAAAAAAAACCUUCCUAGCUGCUCUUGGUAAUGUUAGCAAUCUGAUUAAUCAAGAAUACACUCCACAAAUUGAAAGAAUGAAAGAAAUAAGAGAGCAGCAGCUUGAAUUAAUGACACUGACAACAUCUUUACAGGAAGAGUCUCCACUGAAAUUUCUUGAAAAAGUUGAUGAUAUCCGCCAACAUGUACAGAUUUUGAAACAAAGACCACUUCCUGAGGUUCACCCUGUUGAAAUUUAUCCUCGAGUAAGCCAAAUACUGAAAGAAGAUUGGAGCAGGACAGAAAUUGGACAAAUUAAGAAACUUCUCAUUCCUGAAAUGAAAAUUUCUUCAAAGAGGAUGCCAUGUUCCUGGCCUGAUAAGGAUGAAAAAGAAGUCGAAUUUUUUAAGAUUUUAAACAUAGUUAUAGUUACAUUAAUUUCAGUGAUACUGAUGUUGAUCCUUUUUUUUAACCAACACAUAAUCACCUUUUUAAAUGAAAUCACUUCAAUAUGUUUUUCUGAAGUCUCUCUAUCUGUUUACCAAAGUUUAUCCAACAAUUUGCAUGAUUUAAAGAAUAGGCUAUGUCACACUUUAUAUUUACUGAAGGAAUGCAUGUGGAAAAUAUUUUCUCAUUGAAAAUUCAAAUCUGAAUUGCUUAAAUAGGCUUAUUCUGUACAGCAGAGACCAACAAUUGCUAAAGGGAGAAAUAGGGUAGCAUGGAUAAAUAGCAAACUAAAUUAUCAGAGUUGCAAAUACAAAUACAUAGAAAUGUUAAACCAUCCAUGUGUCUUAGAUGGAAAUAUGUCAGAAAUGACACAGAAUGUGUCUAAACUAGAAUAUCUAGUAACUAAUACAUUAUCCUAUUUUAUUUUGCUUGAUGCUGACUUUAUCUCUGUGACAUUGAAAUAUUUCUGUACCAAUCCUGUCUUUUAGCAUUAUUAUUUUUUACAUCAUGCUGCAGUGGUUGGUUAGUGUUGCAGUUCUUUAUGUAUACAUAGCUUUUAGGUUAAAAGAUGGCAAAAUCCCUCAAGUGCAUAUAUACCUGUAUUUUGAUGUGGCCCCAGAGCCUUUGGGCAAAACCAGGAGGGUGAGUAGAGGGGUGAGUAGAGGUUUUAAUUCAAGCAGCAGUCUAAAAGUGGUAAGGGAUUGCUUACAUUAAGGUUGUUUCUGAUCAAACAUACAUGAUACAUUAAUGUAUUUUAGAUAAACAUUGCAUUAAAUCUAUCAACAUUCAUUCCUAACAAACUGCUGAUUUUGGAAAUGUGUUAGGGAACAGUGACCUUUCAAAUAAUGGUCUUUAUGGUUUGUGUAAAUGACUUUUGGUUAGUGUUUUAUUUAGUCUUACCAAUUUUUGGAUAAAAGCUCUAAAAACAUGUUAUUAGAAUAGUAUAUUGUUGAUAUAUUCCAUCCUCAGAGUUAGGUGGCAUCAUGUUAACUAUAUUCGUCUUAAAAAUGGUCUUAAGUUUUCUGCAAUUUGCUUAUGUGAAUAUCAAAGUACCAAUAAUUUAAUCUUUUCUUGAAUUUUGCUUAAAUGGGAGUCUGUAGUUAUUACGUCAAAUCCCUUUAAUUAGUUCCCUUAUUAACAGGGACUGGAAUUGUGCUUGUGGUAGGACUUUUGGCUCUUUUGUCCAUGGAACUGUAAAUAUAAGGUUAUUUGCUUUCCAGAAAUCCUAAA
Molecule: messenger RNA, 3528 nt
Organism: Herpailurus yagouaroundi (jaguarundi)
Lineage: Eukaryota; Metazoa; Chordata; Mammalia; Carnivora; Felidae
Gene: TRIM59
Product: tripartite motif containing 59
Exons: 3
Coding region: 1278-2489 (403 amino acids)
Biological process (GO): negative regulation of canonical NF-kappaB signal transduction; innate immune response
Molecular function (GO): ubiquitin protein ligase activity; zinc ion binding
Source: RefSeq, a predicted model, not a curated record